Messenger RNA from Ostreococcus tauri, 1574 nucleotides. Its product is annotated as Carotenoid oxygenase. The transcript has a single exon. NCBI's taxonomy places the organism in Eukaryota, Viridiplantae, Chlorophyta, Mamiellophyceae, Mamiellales, Bathycoccaceae. The record is from RefSeq and is a predicted model, not a curated record. The annotation marks the transcript as partial. Gene Ontology annotation, molecular function: carotenoid dioxygenase activity. Gene Ontology annotation, biological process: carotene catabolic process.
AGGCGCGCGCGACGGGCGCGGCGCCGAGAGAGUUGCGAGGCGGAACGCUCUAUCGAAUCGGACCCGGGAUGUUCGAACGCGGUGGACGAGCGUACGCGCACAUGCUGGACGGUGAUGGGUUGGCGCUGCGAUUUGAGUUCUCGGAGGAUGGGACGUCGGUGGCGUUUAGGUCGAGAUUCGUGCGCGGGCGGGAAUUCUCCGAGGAGGAGCGCGCCGGGAAAAUUUUGUACCGAGGCACGUUCGGAACGAUGCGAGACGGCGGGGCGGUGGCGAAUUGGUUUGAUUUGCACACGAAGAACCUGGCGAACACGAAUAUUUUGUCGUGGGGUGACAAGGUGCUCGCGCUGUACGAGGCGGGACAACCGGUGGAGCUGGACGGGUCGACGCUGGACACCGAGGGCGUGGACGAUUUGGGCGGACGCCUGGAUCCUGGACAGUACUUCACCUUGGGGUUACCCGAGCCGGUCGGUUCGAUGAUCGAGCGCGCGGCCGGUCUGGGCGGGCGGGCGUUCACCGCGCAUCCGCACGUCGACUCCAAUACCGGUUUCUUGUGCGGCUGGGGAUGGAAAUCGCGCAUCACGUCUAAAGCGGUCGAAAUCACGCACUGGGAGUGGGACGAGAGCUGGAACGAGAUGGGGUCCAGCAAUUACGUCAUGGAGGGGUGCGAGGCGGCGCCGCAUGAUUUUGGCGUCACGAAGAAGUGGUACGUGAUGAUUCAAAACCGACUCGGUAUUGAUCCGCUUCCGUACCUCGCCGGCGUCAAGGGAGCGGGCGAAUGUUUGAUUUCGCAACCCGAGGAGCCUUUGCUCGUGCACUUGAUUCCUCGUUCGACGACGACGAAAUCGCAGCCCAAACCUCAGCCGAUCGUCGUUGAAGGUCCUAAAGAGUCAUUUGAAAUUCACGUCGCGCUCGCGCACGACGGACCGCCGCUGAGUCGCGGCGCCGCGACGGCGGAAGAGCUAGACGAGUGGGUGACGGUCUACACCGCCGGAUGGGACAAGCUCGCCCCGGGAGUUUUCUUAGGCGAGUGGGGCUCGAGCGAUCCAUGGCCGUUUCCGGUGGCCACAGAGCUGAGCCCUGAUUUUAACAACAUCCCGAGAACGUUGCUAUGGAUGUACUCGGUGAACACCAUGACUGGCGAGGUCAAACGUCAGCCAGCACCGGGAUGCGAAGAUCUAUGCAUAGAUCAUCCACACGUCUCGCCCCUUUACGAGGGCAAGCGCGAGUGCAGAUACGUGUACGCGUCGCUCAGUAAUGAAGUGCGCGUGAGCGGCCCGCCGCUCGGGUACGUGCGAGUCGAUCUUCUGACGGGUGAGCUUCAAAAGUGGUACGCGGGUAACAGAACCUUCUGCGAAGAGCCCGUAAUUGUACCGAAGAAGCAGGGUGCAAACGAGGACGAUGCCUGGUUGGUCGGUCUCGUGGCGGAACACUCGGACGAGAAUCCAGCUGGGCUUUCACGAAUCGUCGUGCUGGAUUGCGUAGACGUUUCGGCCGGUCCGGUGUGUGUCAUACCACUGUCGAACCGAAUUCCGCACGGCUUACAUGGGAUGUUUGUCCCGAAAGCCAAAAUGUAG